ACAAGGGUUUUUUAAAAAACAGAAACACUUUCUCAAGAAGCCCAAAACAGCUUCUAGAGUGGGCAAAAUGAGAAGCACCAAUUUUGAGCUUCUCUACAUCAGUUUCUCGGGGAGCUAUUUUCCCAUUUAAUGAAACUUUUUGUUGGCCAAAAAUAUCCUUAAUAUUUCACAAAAAGACCUCUUAUAUCCCAUUAAAAAAAAAAAACCCCUCUUCUCUUUUCUCCUCUCUCACAAACAUCAGCUCUUUCUCUCUCUUGAAACACAAACCCCUCAACCCUUAAGGCCAAAAAUCAUCACCGAUGACAUGCAAUCUGGUCCUCCUAGACCACCGGCGCCACCAUUUCGUCCACCCAAGAGGACACAACCAAGCAAUAAUAAGGAGAAAGAUAUAAAUCUCAGUGGUUCUCCUCAUCCAAAUCAUCCCAAUAUGUCAGAACAAGAAGUUCUGCCAAUGAGAUUAACGAACAAGUAAAGAGGUCAAAAGCAACUUGGUCUGAUGAAACAACUAAGAUUUUUUGUGAGGUUUGUGCUGAAGAGGUCCAUGCAGGGAAUAGACCACACAUUCAUUUUAGCAAAAUUUGUUGGAAUAAUGUUGUUAUAAAGUUUCAACAAAGGUCCGUUAAAAUGUAUGACCAGAAACAAUUAAAAAACAAGUGGGAGAAAUUAAAAACGAAGUACACUACAUGGAAGAAUCUCAUAGAAAGGAGACAGGGUUAGGAUGGGAUCAUGAGAAAAAUGCAAUUGUUGCAUCCGAUCAGUGGUGGGCACUUAAAGAACAGGCCAGUCCGGGUGUUGCUAAAUUUCGUGAAGCUGGAACCCAAAAUUUAACAGAGUUAGAGAUCAUGUUUGCUAAAAUAAUCGUUUCUGCUACAACUUCAUGGAACCCUUAUUCACAAGAUGAUACUGAAAUAGAAGACUCGUCUACCAUAGGAAACGAAGAAAUAGAAGAUGAGGAGCAAGUGGAUAUUACUAUGGAUGGUAGUAUCAAUGAAACAAUAUCUCAACAACUUGAAAGUGAAAGCAUUGACAAGACCAAAGUCAAUACAACAUCGGAAGAAAGAGGAAAAAAAACACAAAAAGGAAAGAAAUCUAAAGUUAGCACAGCUAAGCUCAUGCAAAAUGAGCUAAAACGUAUUGUUGGUGCGAUAGAGAAUUUUUCUCAAUCUAGUGCUACUAUAACUUCAAAAAGAACUGACCUUCCUCGUUGUAGCAUUGGAGAGUCUCUAACAUUGCUUGCUACAACACCAGGGGUUGAAAUAGGAAGUGAGCUUUAUAUGUUAGGAACUCGUUUAUUUGUGAAACGAGAAUAUAGAGAGAUGUUUGUUGGUAUUCCUGAUGAAAAUAUAACGGAGUGUUUGGCUUGAGAAAGAAUUGGAAAGGGAGAAAAAAAGUCUUCUCAACGUUAUUUUUUUUUUAUUUGUUAUGAAACAUUGUAUUUAUGCUUUUAUUGCUACUCUCUUUAAUUACCGUGUUGUAACAGACUAACUUUCUUAUUUAUGUCAGUUAUUUUGAUUUUCUUAGUA
Molecule: messenger RNA, 1523 nt
Organism: Chenopodium quinoa (quinoa)
Lineage: Eukaryota; Viridiplantae; Streptophyta; Magnoliopsida; Caryophyllales; Amaranthaceae
Exons: 4
Coding region: 684-1364 (226 amino acids)
Source: RefSeq, a predicted model, not a curated record